Messenger RNA from Entamoeba invadens IP1, 1797 nucleotides. RefSeq lists its product as hypothetical. NCBI's taxonomy places the organism in Eukaryota, Evosea, Mastigamoebida, Endamoebidae. The coding region runs from base 1 to 1797 and encodes 598 amino acids. The transcript has 2 exons. The record is from RefSeq and is a predicted model, not a curated record.
AUGUCAAAGCAGGUUGAUGUGUAUUCUAUGCAAAUGAUUUUGAUAUACUGUAAGGAAUAUGACGACUUUAUUAACAUUGUUUUGGUGUGUAAGAAGUAUAAAUAUGUACUUGACCGUAUUAGAAUGAAUCCAAUUCAAAUUACUCCAAAAACAAAGAAUCUAUUUAAGUACAUACAAACUCAACAAUUCUUUACUCCACUCGAUAUAAAACUAAACACCAAUAAAUCAAUUUUCAAUUAUCCCAAAUGUGCUAAAGAGUGUGUUAUAGAAAAAAAUAAUAACAAUGUUUGUUUACUUUCGGUGUAUACAAAUGACGAUCGAACCUAUUUCAAUGACAUAAUUCCAGACUUUAUAAGGAAAAUUGGCAAUAAUUGUUUUGAAAACAGUAAUAUGACAACUAUAACACUACCACUUUCAGUUAUAGAAAUUUCUCGGUUUGCUUUUUCUGGAUGUUUAAAUAUCACAGAAAUUAUACUUCCGCCACAUUUGACGGAACUUGGUAAUUUUGCAUUUGACGAUUGCGGCAGUUUGAAAGAAAUUAAACUGCCAGAAAUGCUUGAGUAUAUUCCGGACUCGUGUUUUAGUAAAUGUAGUUCGCUUUCUUCUGUUAUAAUGAAUUCAAAUAUCACAAAGAUCGGUUUUAACACCUUUAGUGAAUGUGCUUUCAAAGAUUUUAAAAUUGAAAAAAACGUGUUAAUCAGCGAACAUUACGCAUUUUCGGGGUGUGAGAAACUAAGUAAAUUUGAAGUUCCACAAAAAGUCCGAUUUAUAGGAAACUUUGCAUUUGAGAUGUGUAUACAGUUAAAAGAACUUGUUUUUAAUAAUAAUGUCGUGUUUCAAGACGGUGGGUGUUUCAAAGAAUGCACUUCUCUUACUAAAUUGGUUGUUCCAUUUGAAUACAUGAAACGUGUGUAUGUUGCAACUGAAAGUGAAAAGGUGAUUUUUGAAAGCCUUGGAAUAGAAAUUUCAAAUAUAAUGAAAACCGAAAAUGUUAACGAAAAGGUCUAUAAAUUUGACAAUUUCAAUAUACUUCAGGGUUCAAUGUCGGUUUAUUCUGAUUACAUUCAUCUUGGUGAUUUGGAUGUUUUAGAUGAAAACUUGUAUUGCUUAAAUGAACAUCCAAAAAUGUACAUUCCUUCGACUGUUGUUAACGUGAACGCCGACUUGAACCAUUUUGAAAAUCCAAUCGAAAAACUCUUUAUACCGGAAAAUGCACUUUUAAUAAUAGAAAACGAUUUCAAUGUUUACAACGCUAAAAAUAUUUUUGUACCAUCCACUGUAACAAAAAUACAAAAGUGUUGCUUUUCGGGUUCAAAUCUUGAAAAGUUUGUUUUGUCUCAAAGUGUACAUGAAAUUGGAAAGAAAGCGUUUUCUGAUACGACAAGUUUGACGUCACUUUAUAUACCAAAAAGUGUCACAAAAAUCGGAAAAAGAUUUGUGUCUGGAUGCACUAAUUUAAAGUCGGUUGUAUUCGAAGAUGGUCGAAUUUUCGAUUUAAAUAAAGAAAUACAAAAACAGUAUGAUAUUCGUAGUGUUACAUCUAAUAUUACAAAACUUGAUAAAAACAUUGAGUUUCCUCUUGAUAGUACAAAAAUAGAAGUACCAUCGGCUGUCACAAAAAUAUGUAAUUGUUAUUUUGCAAAAUACACAAAUCUCUGUGAAAUUGUGCUACCAACAACACUCCAAAUUAUCAAAAAUUCAAUUUUUGAUAAGUGCAUUCAACUCACAAAAAUAUCAUUUUGUUGCUAUUCACAUCUUACAAACAAAUUAAACCAAAACUACGAAACAAUUGAGUAA